AUAUUUUAACCUAUUUUAUUACCUAAACUUGCAACAUUUACCUAUUGAUUUUGAUGGCUUGAUUUUGACUGGUCCCUUGGAGAAACCUAUCUCAGCCACUCUUAUGUACAAGCUAAAUAUGAUAAUUUCACUCCCUGGAGAUUCUUUGAGAGAGAGUCGAGCUUUUUGCAAGCUUGGAUAUCCACACUUCAUAAGAGAUAUUCUGAGCAAUAAACUACAAAAAAGAUUGAUCGAUAUGCAUUUUUAAGCUAAGUACGUAUUACAGCUCAGGGAAUGCGGUCCUGUAACCAUCUGAUACAUCAUACAUCCGACUGAAUCCGAACAUAUCAUUAACAUGUAUACAAUGGGAACAAUGAGGGAACGGAGUUGAUGGUCAGAACAGAAGAAGACACAAAAUUAAGCAACAGAGAAGGAAAAAACUUAUCCUGCUGAGUGACUUAUCAGCUUGCAUUACAUGCCUUCUGAUCCUGGGACUUGAGUUCCCCACAAGAUUGUAUGUAUUUGGAUGAGAAUAUAUGUUUGUUAUCGAGUUGCCAAAUAUCCUUGCAUAGACCAUUUCCCCAAAUAUUCCAAUCACAGGAUCAAAUAAGUUCGCUGUUGUGCUGCCUGGACUGAGCAUGGGUGAAGCUGGAUAACUGCCUUGUUGAGAGUAAUACAUGUGCGAUUGAUGUGAACUGUGAGGAUGAUGAAAUUGCUGUGAAAAUUGUGAGCUACUUCCUGAUCUUGGUGCGUCAACCCCACAAACAGGACCAAGAGGUCUCUUUGGAAUGACUAUACCAAGUUGGGGAGCCUUGCCUUUCGAAUGUUUUGUGGUUAGCCCCCGGCCAUAGAGUGGAAUGAGAGAGGUCUGAGUAACUUCAGCUUUGCAUACAGGACACUGUUUCUGUUUCUGUUCUUCAUUUUCUUCUGAGGAGAUGCUCUGAAAAUGAAGCCAUUUGUAAAUACAGGGCCAGCAAAAUAAGUGACCACAUAGUGUGACUACCGGGUCCUGCACAGAGUCUAGGCAGAUAUUACACUCAAAACCCCCAGAUGGGUUAUCAGAACCUGUUAUUGAAUCUGGUUCAGAUCUCCACUUAAGAGAGUUUUUGUUUCCUCCAGUUAAGUCGUCAUGAGCUACAUCUUCUUCCGGGUCUUGCUCGAUGGCCAUGUGACCUGCUUGACAAGUCCUUUGCUCUGCUGCAGCCUAAAUCUAGAAAACAGACACAAAAGAAAAGAUUCACAAACAUAUAAAAGUUGCUUAGACAG
Rubroshorea leprosula is the source of this 1245-nucleotide messenger RNA. The record is from the annotation of a GenBank genome assembly. Lineage: Eukaryota; Viridiplantae; Streptophyta; Magnoliopsida; Malvales; Dipterocarpaceae.